AUGAUCACCUCGGACAUCGCCCAGCUCAAGAAGACGCUGGCCGACAAAGAGCUCCGCCGCGGGCUCGGCCUGGUGACGUCCCUGGAUGGCCCCCUGAACAAGCUCGGCAAGCUGUACAAGAAGGUCGUCGACAUCAGCAGGAUCAGGGACAAGGAUAGCGAGAGCGACGAGGCGCCCGCCAAGAAGGUGGGCCAGAGAGCUCUCGCAUCUCCGAACCUCACCUUCAAGGCCGCACUGAUAUAUAUCAAGGGUGACUGGUCGGAACACGCGAAGUCGUUAGGUUUAGCACCAUGGUCCAGCACCUAUGCGCCAUGUCAGUUCUGCACGCUGUGCAAGUUUGAGCUACACUCGCAAUACAGCACUAUGCGCGACGAUAUGCAGUGGCAAUUGAGGACGCCCGACGAUUACUACGAGGCGCGCAAGAAAUCUGAAAUUCACAUUCCCUUGAAGACGCCCGAGGACCGCCGCAACUUGCUGAACGUCUUGCGUUGGAGAAAACCUUCGAAAUCUGAUCCGAUCACAGGCCGUGUGGUUGUUGCAGACGCUCGCAUCUGCAACGUCGAAGUCCUCGCUGGAGAUCGGGUGGAACCAUCGCGUGCGCUGGUGGACACUGCCGCGUUGGAUGCCGCGCCCUUGCCACUGGUGGUCACCCUCUGGAGAACAAAGAGGCACGGCAAGAAAUCGCUCGAUUGCGUGUCCCACAGAUGCCCUAUAUUCGACAAAACGCUUGGGACAUCUCCAGCUGGGAACCUUGCGGUGGACGAGCUCCACUGCCUCUACUUCGGGCCAAUAAUGCGAUACGUUUCAUGUGUACUAUGGCGCGUUGCGCUGAGUAACCACUGGCGCUUCGCAGGCGACACCGACCAAGUGGUCGAGCUGGCUGUGAGACAACUAUCGGGCGAACUCAUGUCGUGGCAAGACGCGCACGACGUUCCCUUCAACAACCGUCUGCACAGCCUCACCCCGAAGAUGCUCGGUAAGAGGCACGGCUUCACGAUCCAGGACCCUUGGGUAAAGAUAAUAUCGGGACAGGGAGGAUUAGAGAUGCCUUUCAAUGAGAUGCCUUUCAAGGUUGGCAUCUUAUACGCGUUGUACGUGCUGGGCUCGGUGGUGGCCUCGGGCGCGGCCCACUUCUCGCCACCGUGCUCGUCGUUCCUGUGGGUGAGCCGCGGCCACACGCGUCGUACUGAGACGCGUCCUUUGGGCUCAUAUUCCAGGGACGACGUGCGGAUGGCCAACUUCUUGGCCGAUCUAACGGUCGUGACCUGGAUGGGCGCCUGGGGGGGUGACACCAUGAAGCCUGACGCGUUCUACACUAACUUCGGCCCCCACCAGAUUUCGUGCAUCAGAAAGACGUUCCAGGAGGCUCGGGAGAAUCUAGGCGGCGCCAAGAGGCGCAAGAGUCUGGUGGUUCUAGUCGACUCCGAAGACGGUGUCAAUUUCCACGGGACCUUCUCUGGACGCUGCAUGCGAGGCGACGCGGAGACAUCGUCGCGGGAGAUCGCUCGGGGCGUCCCGCGGCACGGGGGCCUCGUGGCCGGGCCGCUCGUGGCCGUCCUGGCGGUGCCGCAGGACCUGCAGCGGGCAGCCCCCCCGCCGCCGCCACCGAGCGCUGCGGCCGUGGCGCCCAGGGUGGAGACCCACAGCGUGGGCCUGCAGACCGACUUCGAGGAGUCGGAGGGGGCUACCGCGGACGAGCCCCCCGAGUCGCCGUCGAACAAGUCCCGCUUCCAGGACGACGAGCACGCGCUGAAGUACUAUGCGAGGCUCUUCGCGGGCAGCGUGCGAAAGGAGUCCAUCCUGUCCAGCCAGAUACAGGAGCUGCAGCAGCUGGAGCAGGAGGGGCACAUUCCGUCUGGUGGAUCGUCGUCGCCCAACAGCCGGUCCAGUAUCAAGCACGCCCUCACGACCCCGCUGCUGGAGGGCUUCCUCGAGGAGACCAUCCCCGAGGACUCGGAGCGCAGGCCCUCCUCUGGCGACCCACACAGGCGCUCCAGCGGUGCUCCUGCGCAGGCGGCGGCAGCUGCUGGACCACCUCCACAGGGAGCCGAUCCUGCCGCGGCGUCUUCUCCUUCGUCGGGCAGGUCCGAGCGGCCGGGGCCCGAGCGGCGCCCGUCCAUGCGGGACUCCCAGGCCAUGAAGCAGGCGAAGGACGUCUCCUCCCGCAUGCGGAACGUCGUGGCGAAGCUGCAGGGCCUGGCCGAGGGGAACAGCGCCAUGCGGCAGCUGGAGACCGAGCACCGGGCCGCCAUCGCCGCCCUGGAGGAGGAGGACCGGCGCAGGCAGCAGCACCUGCACCGGGCCGAGGCCAGCACCCACGCCCUGAUCGCGGAGCUCCGGGCCGCCGGCGCCACCGAGCUGGAUCUCCGCGAGAAGCUGCAGCGAUCAAGCGAAGGCGCCAGGCUCCUGGAGGAGGAGCUGAGGCAGCUCACCGCCGCGCUGGCGGAGGCUCGGCAAGGGCCGCCGCAGGUCGCGGCGCCCCCCGCGCGCCACGAGCGGCGGGGCUCGCAGGACGCGUCGGUGCAGGCGUCGGUGCAGGUCCCCGAGGAGGCCCCCGAGGAGGUGCGGUGGCCGUCCAGGAGGAGGGGUCUCGUCGACCGCGCGGCGCAGACCAACCCCGAGCGGGCGGCGAGCCGCCAGGCGACGCCGUUCGCCGCGCUGAUGGCCCGGAGCGCCAGCCCAGAUGCCGACCGCUCGUCGCUGGAGGGCGACGUCGAGGCCGUGGAGGCGUACCUCGCUGGCAGCGGCACGGAGGUGUACCCGUUCUGGGAGAAGCACGUCGAGCAGUUGCGCGCGCUGCUCCAGCAGGAGCCGGGCGGGCGCGCUCCGGCGGCGGGCAACGUUUGCGCGCCGAGCAUGCCCAG
Messenger RNA from Prorocentrum cordatum, 2864 nucleotides. NCBI's taxonomy places the organism in Eukaryota, Dinophyceae, Prorocentrales, Prorocentraceae. The record is from the annotation of a GenBank genome assembly.